AAAUUCCGAACAACUCAACUCCUAUACGAAUUUAUUUUCUCUGGUCAAGCACCUCCAUAUAUACAACACAGAGUCCGUGUCAAUAAUUCAUUGGAAAACCCCUCUCCGAAAGUCCCCAUCCCCUUUAAAUAAUAUUUACCAAGGUACCUUACCUGAUAGGUAGAUACUUGGACAGCCAAGAAGAUUAAUUCGAUGAUUUUACCAACUCUAAACUCUAUUCCUAUUAACCGCCGCCGUGGAAUCACGUUCACUUUACAUGUGAACAGAUGAGCGCUAACUCCCAUCUAUAUCGGGCUUGAACCUGCCAAUACUUUACCUACCUUUACUUAACAUACCGUCAUUAUGAUAACAACAUAUCUUCCUCCCUAUUCUUAAUCUUUUUAAUCGACGUCUUGCGCUCGUCAGCUGUGCGCGACUAGGAGCUAAAUAUAUCCGGAUGUGAAGGGUGGGAACAGAAAAAGACUCGAGGAAAUCGAUGUGCUUAGAAUUAUUCACUAUUCACGAUUCAGAUCUCAUUAAAUCAUCUCUAUCCACAGUCAAGUCUGGGUUUUUCAACCCUUCAACUCUCCACCCACGUGGCGAAUAUCCUUGUCAAAUAGAUCCACCGAAUUAAAUUAUUACCUAUCUGUGCGUUUAGGUUCCGCUGCGGAAGUCGUCAAAAUGUCCCAAGAACGUAUCUGGCAUCCAAGGUCCAGCAACAGUACAGCAGCAGUCAAUGAAGACAAUGAAGAUAAUGAAGCGUCAGGUUCAACAGGUCCAACAGGUCCAACGGGUUCCACCUCAACUUACACGGUGAACAUCCACAAUCCCGCUGUCACGUACGGAGGAUUAAAUCCCGAAAUUGAAGAGCAUGUCCUCAUUGUUAAAACCGUACCCGAUCAUGAUCUACGCUACGGUACGGCGGACCGCCGUAAGAUGCUCGGUCCCGACUUAGACGAGGAUCUUGGUAUUCCUCUACAGCGACGUAGUACAAGCGCGGCAAGCCGAGAUUUGAGUCCCGCUCCUUCGUCUUUAAGCAGGAAUCCCGACAUAUGUCCUAUACUCAAUCUACCUCCCGAAUUAAUUGACGCGAUAUUUUCCUGGCUUGCUCCUUUAGAGCUAGCCACCGUUUCCCGAGUCUGUCGUUCUCUACGAAAUCAUGCCAACUCUGAUACGCAGUGGAGACGGCACGUACUAUCGAAUCUUCCAGUGAAUCGUAUCUCCUCUCCGUACCCGUGUCAAAGCUGGCGCGAGCUCUAUAUAUCGCAUGACCCAUACUGGUUUCUAACGAAGCACAAGUUAUGGUUUUGUGAUCGCGAGUUGACCGGCCAAAUAAUCAUCAUCCGUUAUGACGAACGACGAGGCUGUAUUGAAGGCUAUCAAAUGCUCGCUACACGUAACAGGGAUGGGAGUGAACCGUGGGGUGCUGACCAAGCGGUCCACAUCCAUUACUUCGAGCCCACGGUAAAGCUGCACCUUGACAAGCCUGUAUUACAGCUGGAUGUACCAUCUUCAUCCUUGAGACACUCUUUCUCGGAGCAGCCAAUGCGCAUUCAUAGCGGGACAGAUCCUCGAUUCAGCAACUUCCUCCUGGCCAAGCCGCUUAGCAAGUCUGCCCUAGAUGGCCGUAUGACAGAAGAUUUUCCUUACGGUUACGUCUGGCCUCCUCCUACCAUUCCAGCCCGCCAUCGUGUGACAGGACAACCGACGGGUGUUCAUCCGCUUGCAACAUCGGUAAAUUACACGAGGUCGACAUCGGCAAUGUGGCAGCCGCAUAACCGUUCGGAAGCGUCAGACCAAACCUUCCGCAUUAGGCGAUGGAUGGAGAUGGGACCACCAACUCUUGGCGUGCAUGCUGCUGAGGAACUAGUAACUUACUCAACUCUUGAUCCUAUCUUGUAUACUCCAACGGCCGAGAAACCCUGGAGAGGAAUAUGGGUUGGCGAUUAUAGCGGGCACGGCUGUGAAUUCUUGUUGAUCAACCAGCCCGACGACGAGAUGGGGCACAUGCCCUUGGAACGGCUUCAAGGCGAGACAGAUUCGGAGUUUGAGCAACGUUUUCGUCACGAACGUGUGUACCGCGGGCGUCUAGAAGCAGUCAAGUUAACAGGCGACGUCAACGUACCUAGAGGCGAGUUUACUUUUGUUGCAGAUGAUCUAGGCGACAAUGGGAUGUUAGGUACUGCUAAGCAGCCACCAUUCGAGGGUGCCAGAGUCGUAAGAAGCAAAGGUCACAUUGCUCAUAUGGGAUUUUCUAAUGAUAGAUAUAUCGAGUCGCAGCUCCUCUUGCUGUCCUACAAUCGCCUAGCACAAUACUGGGUUGGCUUCGGCCACAUUAGCUUCUUCGAAAGAGUUGAUAUUGACCAAUUCCUCGUACCCAAGUAGCCCUCGCUGCUACAACAAACGUAUAUAUUAUUUUCUCGAGUACAUAGUCUCCUAGGAAUCAGUGUGUGUUAUAUAUUAAACCGUCACAUUCUUCGGCGGUCAAUCCCCAUUGCUCAACCCCUUGCCUCUGUUCACACAUAUGUAUCUACCUAGGUACCAUUAUAUCAUGAUUAAGCAAAUAUAUAGCAUCAUUGAUAGCCUAUCUAUGGCAUUAUAUCUAAACCCGAAGUUUACCUCGGUAGCUCCUAAGGUACUUCUCAGGUGGAAUUCGCAUAUGGUAGGUC
This is a messenger RNA of Daldinia caldariorum, 2648 nucleotides long. RefSeq lists its product as uncharacterized. Lineage: Eukaryota; Fungi; Ascomycota; Sordariomycetes; Xylariales; Hypoxylaceae. The coding region runs from base 661 to 2364 and encodes 567 amino acids. The transcript has 3 exons. Gene Ontology annotation, molecular function: protein binding. The record is from RefSeq and is a predicted model, not a curated record.